Molecule: messenger RNA, 3905 nt
Organism: Myiozetetes cayanensis
Lineage: Eukaryota; Metazoa; Chordata; Aves; Passeriformes; Tyrannidae
Gene: ASNS
Product: asparagine synthetase (glutamine-hydrolyzing)
Exons: 11
Coding region: 459-2144 (561 amino acids)
Cellular component (GO): cytosol
Molecular function (GO): asparagine synthase (glutamine-hydrolyzing) activity
Source: RefSeq, a predicted model, not a curated record
GAAGCAAGGCUUCAGUAUGUGGUGCUGAAGUGGUUGCUCUAGAAGGAAAUGUGAUAAAUGUCAUAAAUAACGAAUACCCCCCUUCCUUCUCCUUUUCCAUAGUUUUUUUUAUCUGAGCAGACAUCAUAUGAAAAGGAUUAUCCCUUUGGACCAUGUGUCAGCUUUCCUGGCUAUGUUACCUGCCUAUGAUUCCAAGAUCUUGCCUGCCUCCAGCCUACUGGUGAGGAGGAAUGUUGGAGAGCACUGAUGCUGUGGGAGCACUGCUCAGCAGUAGCCAAAACCCUGGUGUGAUGCCAUCACCUCUAGAUACCAGUACAAAACACAGCACUGUGAGGGCUACUGAGGGGAAAAUGAGCUCCCUGUCAGGCAGACUCAAUACAGACUGUCAGCUCUUGCUUAUAAUGUCCAUGUCUUUUUUGAACAGGUUCUCCACUUGCGCGUAGAACAACAGCCUCACGAUGUGCGGGAUCUGGGCCCUGUUUGGCAGCGAUGAAUGCCUUUCUGUCCAGUGCCUCAGUGCCAUGAAGAUAGCACACAGAGGUCCCGAUGCAUUUCGUUUUGAGAACGUCAAUGGUUUCACCAACUGUUGCUUUGGUUUCCACCGCCUUGCAGUUGUUGAUCAGCUAUAUGGUAUGCAGCCUAUCCGGGUGAAGAAAUUCCCAUAUCUGUGGCUGUGUUACAAUGGAGAAAUCUACAAUUUCAAACAACUGCAGAAGCAGUUUGGAUUUGAAUAUCAAACAUUAGUGGAUGGUGAGGUUAUCCUUCAUCUUUACAACAGAGGAGGAAUAGAACAAACGGCGUCCAUGCUAGAUGGUGUAUUUGCUUUUAUCCUUCUGGACACUGCAAACAGAAAAGUGUUUCUGGCGAGAGAUACCUAUGGAGUCAGACCACUGUUUAAGGUGCUGACUGAUGAUGGAUUUUUGGGUGUCUGUUCUGAGGCAAAAGGACUUAUCAACUUAAAGCAUUCAACAUCCUUAUGUUCUAAAGUGGAACCGUUUCUCCCGGGUCAUUAUGAAGUAUUGGAUUUAAAGCCCUCUGGCAAGGUUGCAUCAGUGGAAUUAGUAAAAUUUCAUAGCUGUAAAGAUGAACCGCUCCAUGUUGCGUGUGAUACAGUGGAAGCUCUGCCUUCAGGCUUUGACCUUGAGACGGUGAAAAGCAACAUCCGUAUUCUAUUUGAAAAUGCUGUUAGAAAACGUUUGAUGGCUCACAGAAGAAUUGGUUGUCUUCUGUCCGGGGGCUUAGAUUCCAGCUUGGUUGCAGCUGUUCUUCUGAAACUGAUGAAAGAAAUCAACAUCAAUUAUCCGUUACAAACCUUUGCAAUUGGAAUGGAAAACAGUCCUGAUUUACUGGCUGCCAGAAAGGUGGCAGCACAUAUAGGCAGUGAACAUCAUGAAGUAAUACUUAAUACUGAAGAGGGAAUUCAGGCAAUAGAAGAGGUUAUCUUCUCGUUGGAAACCUAUGAUAUAACAACUAUAAGAGCUUCAAUUGGUAUGUAUCUUGUCUCCAAAUAUAUUCGGAAGAAAACAGACAGCGUGGUAAUUUUUUCAGGAGAAGGAUCAGAUGAGCUGACACAAGGAUAUAUAUAUUUCCAUAAGGCACCGUCUCCCGAGGAAGCUGCAGAGGAGAGCGAGAGGCUUCUGAAGGAGCUCUACCUGUUUGAUGUACUUCGUGCAGACAGAACUACUGCAGCACACGGCCUUGAACUGAGAGUCCCAUUUUUGGAUCAUCGUUUUACUUCUUAUUAUUUAUCUCUACCAGCAGAAUUGCGAAUUCCAAAGAAUGGAAUUGAAAAAUACCUUUUAAGAUUGUCCUUUGAAGAUUCCAAUUUACUUCCCAAAGAAAUUCUCUGGAGACCCAAAGAAGCUUUUAGUGAUGGUAUAGCAUCAGUAAAGAAAUCCUGGUUUUCUAUUCUUCAGGACUAUAUUGAUCAACAGGUUGAUGACCUUUUACUGGAAAAGGCAGCGGAGAAAUAUCCUUUCAAUCCUCCUAAAACAAAAGAAAGUUACUACUAUCGCCAGAUCUUUGAAAAGCACUACCCAGGGCGAAGCAGCUGGCUGCCCCACUACUGGAUGCCAAGAUGGGUUAAAGCUACUGAUCCUUCUGCACGCACAUUGAAACAUUACAAGUCAGCCACACAAGAAUAGGCUGUUGAAGUAAUCCCCCAAAUGAAAGUGCUGCAGGCAUUGUUUUAAAAAAACCAAACAAAUUAUGCAAACCUAAAGCUUAAAUCAUCUUUAAGAUGUGUUUUGACAAUGCUAUUGGAAAUGAGAGCUUUCUGUAGUUAGUGUACUAUUAAAAAUUUACCCUGCUGUACCAAAACUUUGUAAUUCAUGGGAAAAUACUCCAUUGACAGAAAACUACAUUAUUUGACUACUCUGUUCCUUAUGUGACCUCCAUUGUAUUCAGUUGCCUGGCAGUUAUUUAAUAUAUUGUAAUGUGAGCUCUGUUACAAGGACUUGAAUCAGGCUGAGGGAUGCAAACUGCUGAAGGCCAUCUGAGCAAAGGGAAUUUGGCUGUAGCUAUUUAGUGACUUGUGUUCCUGGCUGUGGGACUUGGAUAAUCUCUAUAUGAUUCUAUUCUGAAUGUCUUUCUACACACUCCUGAGAACCUUGGUGUAGUUUUCAAAAAGUAUUUAGAUAUUCAUAGCUAUGCAGAGAUGCUUACUAGAGACUAUAAUAGGUGUGGUGCUGGAUGUUAAUUAAUUAAAUGAAUGGGAAUCUUAUUUGUUCCUGUGAAGCCACCAGUUGGCUGUUUUGAGUCUUAUAAAUAUAUCAUGAGUCUAAGGAUUUUGUGACUGUUAUUGAAGAGCAGAACAGACAAGAGAAGCCAAAUUAUGUCUUUGUUUCUAACUCAAGGACUUCAAUUUUUAAAUUUAUUUAUUAUUCUUGAAAAAAAAAGGUUGUUAAUUGGGUGAUAUGUGUCAGUCUGAUGGAAAUUGCAUGAGUAUUUUAAGAAAUUUUUCACUUACUUUGAGAGUUUUUCCACCUGUGUGAUGAAAAGUUAGACUGUGUUGCUGCUGAACUUUGUGGUGAACCAACCUUGUUAACCAUCGAUUUCAGUCAGACAAAGCAUCACCAAUGACAAUGGGAUCAGAUGCAUUGCUUGGAAGAAUGGGAAAAAAGCUGCUUCAUAAACUACAAGAACUUCUAAUACUCUGUUGAAAAGCAUCUGCGUUUUUCUCCAGGACAACUUUUUAUUAACUACUUAGUCAUGGAGGCUGCUUUUUUAAAGGUAACUUAAAGGUGGUCAAGAGAUAGAUGUGUGUGCUACAGACUGACUUGAUUAGCAUCAUGCUCUUUGUGAAGACAAGUCUGCUUUAUUGUCCCUCUUGACUAGGAAACCAAAGCCAUUUUUUAUUUAAAAGAUAAAAUAUAUGCUGUUCUGAUUUAAAAUCUUCAUGAAAUGACUGAUGUCUAUUUGUUACUGCACCCUCAUCCUGAAUCUGUAUUCCAGGAGCUUUACUGAAACCUUUUGGUGGCACCAGAGCACUCGUGAACUGCCCAGUUAUAGCCAGUAGUGGCAAUAUUUUGACAUAAACUUGCACAUAUUAAGUUAAUAUGUUCCUGCAGUCCUCUUAAGGGCCAUGCACUUGCCUUUUUGGAUUUCUUUGAAGCAGUAAAGUAUAUUUUGAGGGAACAGAGGAGUAUAGAUUAUGUUGACUAGGUGGUGAUGUGAUAAGAUUUACUACUUACUGUAAACUUCCCAAGGGUGAGACAAAAAAAUAGCAUUUGCAUGAAGUGAAAAUAGGCUAAACACAUUUUUGGGUCAUUACUCAAAUGCACUUUCUGCUGCAACAUUGUCAGGCAUUCAAGGAAAUCCACCUAAUUUUUUUUUAAUUCCUAUUUCAUUGGGCAUAUACAUAUCAAGGCUAUAUUCUAGACAGGUGAUCCAGUUAUUUUAGUUUU